UUCACAAUCACAUGACACCAACAAACUAGAAAUGAGAAGAAACAAAGCCACAAAUUAACACAUUACACAUUACAGCGAACCGUUUUCUGAUCUUCAAUUUCAUUUGAAAAUUUUGCAGCUUAUGAUUUCCGCGUUGCAUUUCGCGAGUAGUAAUCAAAACAUAGCAAUUGAAGAGGGCGGCAACCGGCAAUGAGCACCGGCAGCAGCGGAUCGUCCGCCACGGCGGCGAUGGAGAAGGCUCGGGUGAGUCGAACGUCUCUCAUUCUGUGGCAUUCGCACCAAAACGACGCCGCGGCUGUGCGGAAGCUUCUUGAGGAGGAUCCAUCGCUGGUGAAGGCUAGGGAUUACGACAGCCGCACGCCGCUGCAUGUGGCUUCGCUCCACGGCUGGGUCGAGGUUGCUAACUGCUUGCUUGAAUUCGGUGCUGACGUCAAUGCUUUGGAUCGUUGGAAAAACACUCCUUUGGCUGAUGCAGAAGGAGCUAAAAAAUUGCCGAUAAUUGAGCUUUUGCAGUUAAAUGGAGGCUUGUCUUAUGGCCAAACUGGAAGUCAUUCUGAAAAGAGCCCUGUUCUUCCCCCAUUGCCUAACAAAUGUGACUGGGAAGUUGACCCAUCCGAGCUGGACUUCUCUCAUUCGGUUUGCAUUGGAAAGGGAUCUUUUGGUGAGAUCUUAAAAGCCCAUUGGCGUGGAACGCCUGUUGCCGUCAAACGUAUUCUUCCAUCUCUGUCAGAUGAUAGAUUGGUGAUUCAGGACUUCAGGCACGAGGUUAAUUUACUUGUGAAACUUCGACAUCCUAAUGUUGUUCAAUUUCUUGGAGCUGUUACAGACAAGAAGCCCCUUAUGUUAAUUACUGAGUAUCUAAGAGGAGGUGAUCUUCAUAAGUACCUCAAGGACAAAAGUUCUCUUAGUCCAUCAGCAGCUAUCAACUUUGGCUUGGAUAUUGCUAGAGGGAUGGCCUAUCUUCACAAUGAACCAAAUGUCAUCAUCCAUCGAGACCUAAAGCCAAGGAAUGUUCUUUUAGUCAAUUCUAGUGCCGACCAUUUAAAAGUUGGUGAUUUUGGACUUAGUAAGCUUAUUAAGGUCCAAAGUUCUCAUGAUGUAUACAAGAUGACUGGUGAAACUGGAAGCUACCGCUACAUGGCUCCUGAAGUUUUCAAACACCGGAGAUAUGAUAAGAAGGUUGACGUGUUCUCCUUUGCAAUGAUUCUGUAUGAGAUGCUUGAAGGUGAACCUCCUUUUUCAAAUUAUGAGCCAUAUGAUGGAGCCAAAUAUGUGGCAGAAGGACACAGGCCUUCAUUUCGCUCAAAGAGUUAUACCUCUGAACUGCGAGAUUUAACAGAGGAGUGCUGGUCUUCUGACAUAACUAAAAGACCUUCGUUCAUAGAGAUCCUUAAACGGCUUGAAAAGAUCAAGGAAAAUUUGCCUUCAGAUCAUCACUGGAGAGUGUUUGCUUCAUGAAUUAUAAGAGCAUUCGUGUCCAGAUAUUCAGGUGAUUAUCUGCUAUUACCAUUCCAAAUCUGCUGCGGGUUUGUCAAAGAAACCAAUUUGGAAUACCUAGCUGGAGUCAUACACGGUGUUUUAAACUUAAGUCUCAGAUAAGCAUAACUGGUUGAUGCUGAUUCUUUUAGCAGGUGUUUACAUUCAACUACUUUUUUGUCUCAUUAAAAUUCUUGGCUGAGUUCCAUUCAGCUAUUGUUGUGAGCAGAUAAUAGCGGUUGUUCGAGUGUAAUAUGUUGUGUACAAAACCUAUUAAGGAAAAAUAUAACAAUUCUAAC
Vigna angularis (adzuki bean) is the source of this 1775-nucleotide messenger RNA. RefSeq names its product integrin-linked protein kinase 1. Gene Ontology annotation, molecular function: protein kinase activity; protein binding; ATP binding. Bases 190 to 1458 code for a protein of 422 amino acids. The record is from RefSeq and is a predicted model, not a curated record. Lineage: Eukaryota; Viridiplantae; Streptophyta; Magnoliopsida; Fabales; Fabaceae. Gene Ontology annotation, biological process: protein phosphorylation. The transcript is spliced from 11 exons.